AUGAAGCGUCUCUGGCAAUUAGAUGUGGGAUGGGAUGAAACCCUAUCCCAGGAGAUGCACACGCAAUGGAACGACUUUCGUGCUGAACUGAAGGAGGUUCCAUUGGUGGUCAUCCCGCGGCGCGUGGUACCAAACAAUCCGAGAGAAAUAGAAUUGCAUGGCUUCGCGGACGCAUCGGAACAAGCCUUUGGGGCCACGGCCACACAUAUCGAAUUGGCCACAGACAUGACGACCGACGCGUUCUUACAAUGCCUCCAUCGAUUCAUAGCACGGAGGGGUAGAUGUCGAACCAUCUACUCCGACAACGGUAGAAAUUUUAUUGGCGCCCGAAGUGGAUUAAGGGAAUUAGGCUUACUCUUAGACUCUCGUGCGCAUCACGAUCGCAUUAUAGACACGUUGGCGCAGGAGCGCAUCGCUUGGCACUUAAUACCGCCAAGCGCUCCGCAUUUUGGCGGCCUAUGGGAGAGGGGGGUGCGAUCUGUAAAAACCCACUUGAAGAAGGUCGUCGGCGAGCAGAGGCUCACGUAUGAGGAGUUAUACACGAUACUAACGCAAGUUGAAGCCUGCCUCAACUCCCGUCCUCUGCACCCCAUAUCCACUGAUCCUAACGACCUGAACCCCCUCACGCCCGGUCACUUCCUCAUCGGAGAUGCGUUGAUGGCACUCCCACAGCCGGACCUAACUAACGUAACCGAGACCAGAUUAAACAGGUAUCAGCUGGUGCAGAAAACUAUACAGCACUUCUGGAAGAGGUGGCAGCGGGAAUACCUCCACGGCCUGCAACAACGGCACAAGUGGCGGACCGACUCACCAGAUUUGAUCCGGAUAGGCGCUAUGGUUCUCCUAAGAGAAGACAACCUACCGCCACUGCAAUGGCGAUUAGGGCGCAUCAUCGAUCUGCACCCUGGACCCGAUGGAGUCACCAGAGUGGUCUCCGUACGAACGGCCCAUGGAACACUCAAGAGGCCAGUCAAGAAGAUUUGCGUCCUGCCAGAUGCAGAGGAUGCGAAUCAUUCUCCCACUUAA
Messenger RNA from Habropoda laboriosa, 1026 nucleotides. RefSeq lists its product as uncharacterized. The transcript is spliced from 2 exons. NCBI's taxonomy places the organism in Eukaryota, Metazoa, Arthropoda, Insecta, Hymenoptera, Apidae. Gene Ontology annotation, biological process: DNA integration. Gene Ontology annotation, molecular function: nucleic acid binding. The record is from RefSeq and is a predicted model, not a curated record. The coding region runs from base 1 to 1026 and encodes 341 amino acids.